Molecule: messenger RNA, 798 nt
Organism: Didymosphaeria variabile
Lineage: Eukaryota; Fungi; Ascomycota; Dothideomycetes; Pleosporales; Didymosphaeriaceae
Product: Mediator of RNA polymerase II transcription subunit 7
Exons: 1
Coding region: 1-798 (265 amino acids)
Biological process (GO): regulation of transcription by RNA polymerase II
Cellular component (GO): core mediator complex; mediator complex
Molecular function (GO): transcription coregulator activity
Source: RefSeq, a predicted model, not a curated record
AUGGCGCAACUAUCUCCCGAAGACGAAGACGCCUUAACUUCGUACUUCCCCAACCCGCCGCCCUUCUACAAGCACUUCACACCUAAGAACAUCGAUGCCCUCGCACAGUUCAAAUCCGACCAAAACAUCGAAAACGACACGGCCAUCACAACGGCGCAACUUCUCCAGCUCCCCACUGAGCUCCGCUACCUCGUCCCACCCGCUCCUCCUUCCCCUACCACCGAAUACUCCGUUUUCGGCAAAAAGACCACCAUGAACGCCCUCGACGACUACCCCGAAGUGAUGCAAGCCAUACGCACACGCCUCCAAACACAUCCAAUAACCGGCGACGUCGUGCUCGAUUGGACGUACGAGCAGCUCUACCCCUCCUCGUCUAACUGGUCCAGCCUUGACCGACAAGCCUACCUCUUCCGCUUCCUGAGGUCGAUCAUAUUGUCGUAUAUCGAGCUGCUAGGCACUGUGGCGCAGGAUCCCAUGAGUAACGCGAGGGAUGAGAAACUGAAGGAUGUUCUGACGCUGGCGCUAAAUAUGCAUGCGUUGGUCAAUGAGUAUAGGCCACAUCAGGCGAGGGAGACGCUGAUUAGGGAGAUGGAGAGGCAGGUAGAGCGAAAGAGGGCUGAAGUAGAGGGUGUCGAAAGGAUGGCAGAAAGGGUGAAGGAAGUGCUGGAGGGGUUUAAGAAGGGGAUUGUAGAAGGCAAGGGUGAGAGCGAGAGUGUGGAGGACGUCAGUGACGAAGAGCGGCAGAAGGAGAGACAGAGGGAGAUGUGGGAUGUUAUGGAUGAGGUGCUGGGUCAUUGA